Bacillus rossius redtenbacheri is the source of this 2016-nucleotide messenger RNA. RefSeq names its product transmembrane protein 135-like. Lineage: Eukaryota; Metazoa; Arthropoda; Insecta; Phasmatodea; Bacillidae. The record is from RefSeq and is a predicted model, not a curated record. The transcript is spliced from 9 exons. Bases 603 to 1616 code for a protein of 337 amino acids.
AAUUAUUUCGCAUACGACAUUCAUAUUAUUUUACUUUUAUAAUCUUUUUAAUCGUACAUGUGUUCUUCGCCAUUUUAAAGAUUCGUUUGACGGAAACGAUAGACAUUUCCUUUUCCGAUAGUCUGAUUGUAUUUAACAACCAACUUAUUUUAUAACCCGUCCUUUGUGCAGAAUAUUUUAUGGAAACUUAUCAUCGAACUCGUCAGACAAACAUGGCUCCGAUAGUGACGUUUUCGGUGACGUCAUCAUCCUCCAACUAUAUUUAACACAACAUAUCGGAAGGUUUUGGAAGCGAAAAUUUGACAGUGUGUGACAUGGCCUUCAGUUACUGUUUAGAAAACAAACUCACGGAGUUACGGAACGACAUCUGCGGACAUACCUUCUCGUGCGCCCGAGUCGGUAACGGAUCACGACCGCACGUGUGGAUCGGGUCCCGCUCACAGAGUGAAUACAGAUGGGGCCGUCGGACCGUAUACGGAAGUACGGGCGCAGGAACUUCUUGUUCGCGAACAAGAUGAGUCCAGGCCCAGCUGCUGCUCAGCUGGCGGAAGGUGAACCGCUCGCACCUGCGGAAGGAGGCCAGGGCCUACCUCAAGUCCGUCAUGUUCUCCGUCUGCAUGUGCACGCCCUUCGUGCCCGUCGGCUGCCUCUUGUCGAGGCUGGUGGGCUACCACGACCACGUGUCCGUGUUCGUGCCGGGCCUGCUGGGCGGUUUCGGCAUCCUGGCGGAGCAGCCCCACAAGAGGGGGUUCCUGGCGUGCUCCUUCGCGGCGAUGGUUCUGGAGUACGUGCUCCGGCAGCUGGAGGAGUGCGGAGUGUUCCGAGUGUCUCGCUCGCUCGCCGCCCUGCUGUUCAUGGCUUCCAACGGUCUGCUCAUGUACCUGCUGCGGCGCGAGCAGUCCUUCCCACGCGCCGGGACGAGCAAGAACAUGUGGUUAUUCUACCCUCCGCCGGUGAGGAGGAAAAACACCGCGAAACAAGAGAAGCUGUCUGGUGAAAAGGACAGCGUGAAGUCGGUACCUCACGUCUGCCCUCACGAAGGUUCCUGUCUCAACCACGUCCUGAUGGGCGCCGGCAAGUACGCGCUGAUGGGCGUGGGGCUGCAGCUGGUGCGCAAGGGACUGCCCCGGCUGCGUGGCCCGGCCAGCCUGCCGGCCGUGCUCCUGGGCUCGCUGCGCGACCGCCACAGCACGAGGCUGGGCAUGUUCCUGGGCGCCUACGUCGGCAUCUACUCCGCAGUCAGCUGCGCGCUGAACCAGCUGACGGGCCGUGACUCUGAGCUGCAUGCCGUGUCUGCCGGCGUUCUGGCCGGCCUCGCGUACUGGAUACAGCCGAAUCUGGCGUUCGCUCUCACGGGCUUCACCACAGCGCUCAUGAUGUUGGCGAGACACCUGGCUCAGCAAGAAACAGUUCCGAGCGUGCCUGGUCUCCUCGCCGUGCUGUUUGCGGCAUGCUUCGGCAUUCUGCUGCAUGCGCGAGCGUUCGAAGACCACCUGUGUCCACGGCUGGCUACUUCCAUCACCAGUGCAACGACCAAUGGCAGGUGCGACCAUAUUGCUGGUAUGUUCCAGAGGCGGAGGGAUGCAUUCAUAAAGAACCUAAAGUUUGUAACGUGACCUCAAGUGUUCUCCUCAACAAGUCUAACACAAUUCACCCAAGGCUAGUGAUCUGACCAAAUUCCUUCAUUCCGCUGGGAUGGCUUCGAUAUUUAUUGUGAAAGUCUUAGAUGGCACAUAACUAGGUUGAGAAUGAUCCUUUAGUGUUUAGUAUGAUUACUUGUGUGUUCAGAUGACAUCAUUUUAGCUUUCGAGUAUAAACUGUCUGGCCUACAGCUAUGGGAAUAAAACCAGAAGGUGGGUAUUUACAAAUGGGCUGGAAAAUAAAGUGUUUAUUUUUUUUUCUUUUUUGAACGUACAACUGAUUAAAACAAUUUCGGUUUUUAUCUUCCAUGCAAAGGAAAUUUCAACUAAGUAAACAGCUAAUACAAAUAAAGUUGAGAAGUAAGCUAGGAAAAAA